Messenger RNA from Trichophyton rubrum CBS 118892, 777 nucleotides. RefSeq lists its product as uncharacterized. The record is from RefSeq and is a predicted model, not a curated record. The coding region runs from base 1 to 777 and encodes 258 amino acids. The transcript has 2 exons. Lineage: Eukaryota; Fungi; Ascomycota; Eurotiomycetes; Onygenales; Arthrodermataceae.
AUGAACGACCUCCGCAGCUACGAUCUAUAUACCUCCCUCGUAUCCCACAGCGACUCCAUCACCUCCGCAUCCAACACCCUCACUGAGGGAACGGCUAUCGCCCUCUCCACGGCCCUGCUGUACCCAUUAGACUCGAUACUUACCCGUCUACAAGUCCGAUACGCCUCCCAGCACCACGCUAAGGAAAGCAACCGAGCCCGUACCAGGAAGCCUCUAGAUGUACUUGGCGAUAUAAUUGACCUAGCAGCCAAGAAUGUCAAGGAUGCAGAGGCUAGAGCGGUGCUGUACGCCGGCCUGCGUGAAGCAGUAUGCAAGCAGACGCUGGAGAACAUGCUUGUUCCAGCUGUUUAUGCGGCGUUGCAUGCUCGACAGCUCAACCUUGGACGGACAGUAGGGAAUGAACUGGUCCUCUCCAUCGUCUCAAUGGCGUUCGUCAGGCUGCUUACCGAACCUCUUGGGACGAUUAUGGUGCGCAGACAAGCUACGGGGUCUAGCACUCGGUGUGUUGUGGAUGAUGUACUGCGUCAGAAAGGCGUGGGAGGGCUAUGGUCUGGGUACGGGGCUACGCUGGUGCUGAGCGUGAGAUCGUGUGUCUUGCCGGUGGUAUACCUUGCGCUACGCAGAAGGUUGGGGUUGAAGAGAGGAGGACUACUGGGCAUGCUUGUUCUGAGGGCCGUUGCUGAAACCGUUGUGUAUCGACUUGCUGUCUUGCAGUGCUGUGCGAGGGCGGGUGUGAAGGCAGUCGGGAAAGGAAGUAAGUUGAUCUUGCCUACAUGA